Molecule: messenger RNA, 1401 nt
Organism: Aspergillus niger
Lineage: Eukaryota; Fungi; Ascomycota; Eurotiomycetes; Eurotiales; Aspergillaceae
Exons: 9
Coding region: 1-1401 (466 amino acids)
Source: RefSeq, a predicted model, not a curated record
AUGGCGCUUUCAGUUUGUGCACGACCUGGACCCUCCUGCCAAGCAAACCCUCGUAGCAUGGACUACGGCAAGUAUUUCCCGUCCUUGGAGAUGAAUAUCUCCGUCGCGAAAGGUCCGUCGGUGUGUGUCAUUAUCAAAUUGGGCUGCAUGCGGGAUUUAGCCCCAGGGGCGGUUACUGUAGUGGCCGCGUCAUCUGGAAGACCAAGCCGUAUUAGAGUCUGGACGCUUGCCAUUGACAGAUGCACGGGCCAAUUGACAGGAAAAGGAGAAGCGCGGAAAACCCGGAUCAGACACAUAACAACUGAAGGGCGGAAAAGGGCCCGUAGCGUUUUGAUGGUGACAGAAAUAGAGACACUAGUAUGGCACGGAUUGAUCUCUAAACCUAAUGAAAAUAACAUGAAUCUCAGGAUUAUACCCAUAUCGACUGUAUCGCAUCCUUCUCGUUUUGGCCCCCUUGACUCGCAAUCAUCGGGAGUCCACGAGUCCGCUGCGGGACGCCGGCUCGCUCCCAAUCCUUUGCCCCGGGGGUCAAAUGAGCAGUCCUCUAUGGCAGUGGGAACCACGCCGCCUGCCGAUCGCGCAGAAACUGGUAGCGACCUAGGACCGGUAGACCGCCAGUUAGGAGGGGACUGCGAGGAUGCCAGAGAAGACUUCCACCCUACUCUAGGGUCCCCUCAGGGUCCCAUUCCUGUUACUCCCCCUAUUCUUGGGUCCACCUUGUGGGCUCCCCCAACUUUGACGGGGAAAGCUCUAUUCCGAGUUCGGCUACAACGUUCCCAGCGAGGGCAUCAUCACUACGACCUGUCGACUGUCAGUGUCGAGAGUCGAGACUGGGCUGACCCACCAACUUGGAACCGCCACAGCGGCAGGGGACAGCUUGAUCGAGGACGUCAGCUCCCUGGCACGCUGAGAGACAACCAGACGAAGCAUUACCAAGGGACUCAUGACGGAACCGCAAAUAGACCACCAACAACAGCCGCAGCCAGGAUCAAGCCACCUCCAAGAGGCAGGGGGGCCAAGGAGAGGGACAGGCGAGCCGCGCACGUGGGGCCGCCACAGACAGCCAGCCAGACUUCUUCCCUUCUCUUCCUAUCCAUCAAUAGCAUCCUCUACCUACAUACUCCCUUCUCACAGAUCCAACUACCGGCUUCAUGCUUAGCCGACCCACAGAAGCCCAGCAGGUACGUUCAAACCCUAUUUUGCAUCAGCCCUGCCCCUGAGCCACUCUACCACCCCCCACAAGCGCCGGGUCUGCCGAUCCGUGCGGUUCUUGCAUGCGAGCCGAAUUCGGUGACAACAGUGCAUGACGAAUGCUUGGUUCUUUCCACGCAUCUCACCAGAUGGAUGGAGGUCAUCAUCGCUGGGUCACUGCCGACCCAGCGCUUGGAGAGCGCCUUAUAA